UCCUGUUGUAGUUCCGUGUCUGACACAACAUCAUCAUCUCCACUGUGCUGUGGUUCAAAGUGCGCAGGAAAUCUCUGAGCAGGAGACGCUUUACAACCGCUGAGAAGCUGGAAAACAUCGAGCAGACAGUGCCCGCAAGAGCAUCUGUUGGACCAGGUUGUGAUAAUCACCAGUCCCAGUCAACGCCCGAUGGUGAGAAUGAAGACGACGCCUCCAUGACCUCCCUCGGUGUUACCGCUCGAGGCCUCCCCUUGGCCUUGGCAUCCAUGACACAAGUCUCCACCUCAGACUCACGCUUUUACCCAAAAUGGCGGGCAAUUGCUGUGGUGGCCGUGCUGGCUUUAGUGCUUGUAUUAUACCUGCACCACACUCCUGCGAGAGGGUACUUCCGCAGUGGUGCUCACAGUUUGGACCUGUAUGGUGAGGGAGAUGACGAUAUCCUCAGGGACUCUCCCAAACAAACUGUACAUAAUGUCGCCCACCACAUGAAAAGGCGAAAGUCUUACAAUGACACUUACCCGUUAAGUCCGCCACAGAGAACAACAAAUGGCAUCCGCUACCGUAUAGGCUUGAUUGCAGACCUGGACACAGCAUCACGCAGCUCUAGGGACCAGACAUGGUUCAGCUACAUGAAAACAGGUUACCUGACUGUCUCGCAGAGCGCUGACAGUCUGCAAGUGGAGUGGGACCCUGAGACCAUCACCCUGGAGAGUCAUCUCGCCGAGAAAGGACGAGGUAUGGAGCUAUCAGAGCUUGUGGCAUUCAACGGUCACCUGUACAGUGUAGACGACCGGACAGGAGUGGUGUACAGGAUCGAAGGCAAUCGGGUCAUCCCCUGGGUUAUAUUAACAGACGGUGAUGGGUUGGUCUCCAAAGGGUUCAAGGCAGAGUGGUUGGCAGUGAAGGACGAGCAUCUAUAUGUUGGUGGCCUGGGGAAGGAGUGGACCACGACCUCAGGGGAAGUUGUCAACAACAACCCAGAGUGGGUGAAAGUGGUUGGCUACCAUGGCAAUGUGGAGCAUGAUAAUUGGGUACCACACUACAAUGCCCUGAGGAAUGCAGCAGGGAUCAAACCUCCAGGCUACCUUAUUCAUGAAUCAGCUGUGUGGAGUGAGCGUCUCCAGCGCUGGUUCUUCCUCCCUCGCCGAGCCAGUCACGAGCACUACGAAGAGACCGCAGACGAGCGGCGUGCCACAAACCUUCUCCUGAUGUGCCCCGCAGACUUCAGCUUCAUAUCUGCGCGGCAUGUCGGACCCCUCGACCCCACCCACGGUUUUUCCUCUUUUAAGUUUGUUCCAGACACGGACGACCAGAUCAUUCUGGCCUUAAAAUCAGAGGAGGAUGCAGGCAGGAUCGCCACUUACAUCAUUGCUUUUACGCUUGAUGGUCAGGUGCUGAUGCCUGAGACAAAGAUUGGGGAUGUGAAAUACGAGGGGCUUGAGUUUAUUUAAAAAAACUACAGCAGGACUGAAGGUGUUCCGACAUGUCACAUGUCCAUAUGCAACACUGGUGCCUAAAGUUUUAUGUAUGUAUGACAUUUCUUAUCUGAUUUUUUACUGUGCAAUAAUACCUUUAUAACAAAGUUAUAUAUUUCAUUAUAUUACAUUAUGAUAAUGAAGUGCAAGAGAAAAUAGAAGAGUGGAAAAUGCUGCACAUUCAGAGGACAACUACAGACCUGUGAAGGACAGUGACUACACAUCAGUUAGUUAUUUUUUAACCAUCUUGGGCCCUGUUUUAAAUGAUGGAUUAAAGGGCUUGGCACAAGGAUAAUGCAGGAAACUGGAGAAGUGAACGACUCUCUGCUAAAGGGACAGAUCAAAUUCUACGUUUGCAGCAAGAACCCUUCACUACUUCACACUUCUGGUAGACCCUCUGCCUCCCCUGUUUGUUAUUCCUCUGUCACAUCAACAACCCCCCCUGUCCCAGUCUAACAACCCAUAGACCCUUAACUGCACCCACAUUCAUGAGGAAGAGGAGAAGCACUGAAGCAUGUCCCUGUGUAGGUAAACAGAGUGUAUGUGCACUGUGAACGCGCCUAUGUAAGCACAUCUAAUAACGCCAUUUAAAUAAGCAUGAAAAUACCACACCAUUGACAAGGCUUUCUGCUGCCUUAAAAUAGUAAUGCGAUGUGCCUGACCACACCUCAAUUUUAAUACAUCCAUGGGUGCACCGAUGAGCACAAGUGGAAAUAAUCCUGGCUGAUUAGAUACGUCAGGUGUCCCAGUAGAUUCUAUGGAAGUCUGACCCCCAAAGCUAAUGUGGGCGUCCUCCACUGCAGUCACUCUGCUGGUCACUAUGGUCACACACAUACUCAGGGCAACAAGGUCAAAGCAGGAGAGUAUAUUUAGAAAAAAACAAAUGAAUGUCCAUAAAUGACUUGAAAUAUUGACCUUACUGGAAGAUGUCUUUGAUUCUUCCGAGUUUUUACUGAAGUUUUGUUUUAUUAAGUGUACUGUAUAUCCGUCAAGCAAUGGUCACCCUUAACGCACAUUAUGUUAAUCGUCUGAACAUCGUCAGCUUUUCAAGAUACCAGCGAUUCCAUGGUAAGUUAAACUUAAUAUAUUCCUUUUGUAACCUCUUUGUAAAAAAAAGAUUAAAAUUGGAACUUUCAAA
Messenger RNA from Solea senegalensis (Senegalese sole), 2613 nucleotides. RefSeq names its product calcium activated nucleotidase 1b (gene cant1b). Lineage: Eukaryota; Metazoa; Chordata; Actinopteri; Pleuronectiformes; Soleidae. The transcript is spliced from 5 exons. The coding region runs from base 216 to 1451 and encodes 411 amino acids. Gene Ontology annotation, biological process: proteoglycan biosynthetic process. The record is from RefSeq and is a predicted model, not a curated record. Gene Ontology annotation, molecular function: calcium ion binding; GDP phosphatase activity; UDP phosphatase activity.